This is a messenger RNA of Nothoprocta perdicaria, 6273 nucleotides long. It is a transcript of the gene MIA3, whose product is annotated as MIA SH3 domain ER export factor 3. Gene Ontology annotation, cellular component: endoplasmic reticulum exit site; endoplasmic reticulum membrane. The transcript has 28 exons. The record is from RefSeq and is a predicted model, not a curated record. Gene Ontology annotation, biological process: endoplasmic reticulum to Golgi vesicle-mediated transport; vesicle cargo loading; protein secretion. NCBI's taxonomy places the organism in Eukaryota, Metazoa, Chordata, Aves, Tinamiformes, Tinamidae. Bases 1 to 5850 code for a protein of 1949 amino acids. Gene Ontology annotation, molecular function: protein binding.
AUGUGCCGAGGGAAGGCGGUGCGCGACUUCACGGGGCCCGACUGCCGCUUCGUCAACUUCAAGAAGGGAGAGGCGGUCUACGUGUACUACAAGCUGAUCGGGGAGUCCACCGAGCUCUGGGCUGGCAGCGUUGGAAGUGAUUUUGGAUAUUUUCCAAAGGAUUUACUUGAAAUAAAUCAUAAUUAUACCAAUGAGGAGCUAGAAUUACCAACAGAUGAAACAGAUUUUGUUUGUUUUGAUGACGGAAAGGAUGAUUUUGACAAUUAUAAUGUAGAUGAACUUUUGAAGUCAUUGGGACAGCCUAUAACAAAUGAAGGUGAAACAGAAUCAAGUGAUCCAGAGACAAAACCAACUGAAGGAAUCAGAAGAAAUGAAGAGGUGGAAGAGGUUGAUCCAAURAAGUCCCUUGAUGCUGUGGAGACAGACAAUCUUGAGCUAAGCACAGAAGGAGAUGAGGAAGUCCUCUCUUUGCCAGAKGAAAGAGACAGUCCUUUUACAGAAGGAACUGAAAAUACUGGGGGAGGCCCCAAUGUAAAUAGCCACGAAGGCAACUCUCAGGGAGAUCACAUUGCACAUAAGCACUUAAAAGGAAUGCUACAUGCAAAACUAAAAGGGCUAGAAAGUGAAAGUACCAAAAACACUAGUAUUCCUCAGGAUGAAACCACUCAACUCGAAAAAGAGAGUGAAGAAAUUGAUGCCUAUACGCUUUUAAACAGAGAGCUGUCUGUGAACUUGAAAACCAAAUUUGGCUCCACUGCUGAUGCGAUUGUAUCUGAUGAUGAGGUGACUAGGCUUGUUACAUCACUAGAAGAUGAUUUUAAUGAAGAUUUGAGCACUGAGGAGGAAGAAAACUUUGUAGAUCAGUCUGAGGAAAUCCCUUUGCUGUCAUUUACGGCAGAUGACAAAAUUGCAUCCCUAGCAGAUUCAGAAGCUGAUGAGCCACUAAGUAAACUUGAUGAAAAUGAGAAGGGUGCUACAGAGCUAAAUAACCAAAAAGAUGAUAAGCAAGAAUAUGGUUCAGAUGCAUUCAUUUUUGAGCAUGCCUUCAGUAACAGCAGGAGGUCAGGUGACAAUAUAAAUGCAGAUAGGUCUGAAUCUGUAGAAGCAAAGGAGAAGCAGGAUGAGGUAAUGCUAAUUAGUAAAAACAAAGUAGCAGCAACGUCUCAACUGGAGGAUCUCUCCAAAGAACGCCUUAAAAAUGAACCUGUAGCUGUAGGUGAUCCUAGUUCAAAGGAAAAACCAAAUAAAACUGAACAGUUUGAAGAACAGCUCAUGGAUGGUGGGACUGAAACACGUACUAAUGAGCUGAAGAGUACAUCUGUGCCUGAUUCCCAUGUUUUCCCUAGUCCGGGAGAUGAAUCAUCUUCUAAAGGAAACCAAGAUGCUUUAAAACCGUCCCUUGGUGGCAUGACUGGAAGUCUAGAAGGAGUGCCGCUUGCUGACACAACUGAAGAGGAUGAAAGCAUUGAGGAUAAGAACCUGGAGGGGGACAUCUUGGAAAGUGAUUUAAAGCAAAAAAUGUUAUGGGAGAAAAGGGAGAAGGGAAGAGCAGAGGCAAAACCUUCUGUUGAUGUUCCAGCCAAACCAAUGGAAGAGGUACAAAAUGCAUCUCAAAAUAACUUGAGAGACACUAACCUCUUAAAAGACAAAACAGAGCAUGGAAUGCCUGCCGCGGAGAAAGAAGUUCUGAGUCAUGAAGAAGAUUUAAAACAAGUAGGGGAGGCUGAUCAAGAAAACCCAAAAAGCACCCCUUUUAAAGAACCUAAAAUAAAAAGCAUAAACAUGAAAGUAAGCCCUACUGGGGAAGGAGACCCAAACCAUCAGCAUGAGAGCAGGGAAGCAGUGAACGGAUCCAGGCCAGAGGAAAAUGAGACAGAGUAUUCAGAGGAGGAUGUGARAGAAGAGUUUUCAAGAAAUCUUGGCAAGGUGACAAUACUUGAAGAAAGUAUUCAGGAAAGCUCCCCCGAAGAAAAACCAAAAGGCACCACACAGAAUACUAAUAGAGAGAAUUUACCUCAGCAAGGCAUUAAUCAUACUGAGGAUGGAGGUUCAGAGGGUGAUCUUGGCACACAUUUAGCUACAGAAAAAAUCCUAAGAGAAGAAUUCCAGUCUGAAUAUUCGAAUGCUGAAGAAGAUCCUGAUCUGAAACAAGCAGAGGAAGAGCUCUUGGAAGAUGAGAACGCUGCAAGUGCAAAGUUGUCACAAGCAAGACUUGCAAUUGUACAGGGUAAUAAACUAAAUAUUAGAAGUAAAAAACUUGAAUUAGAGUCACUAAGUGAAGCUGUUUCAGGAGCUGCUAAUUCUAAUUCCAAAACUGAUGAAACAGGAGAGGAAAUAAAUGCAUUUUCUGAAGAAGUAAAGAAAAUGAUCAGCAUGGAAGAUACAACUGAGGAUGACGUACCAGUCAGUAAUGAUUCUGUUCUGGAUGAAAGGGAACAUGCCAAGGAAGAUGAUGAUGAUGAUGAUGAGUCUUCUGAAGCCAAAGAACCAUCAGCUCUGGAAGAACAUAACUUCAAAUCUUCUGAAACAGAAGACAGUGAUGACUUUAACCGAAGACAAGAACCUCUCCCAGAGGCUGUUUCACAAAAAGACUCAAAGGAGAUGCAAAAUUUAGAGCGCACAAGGAAUGAUCACCAGCAGUCUGCACAUCUCCCCAACCCUGCUGAUGUCUCAGCRACCACAAAUGAUACUGGCAUAUCAGACUACAGUGAAUCUGUGAAACGACUCGCAAUAUUGAGGGAAUUCCUCGAUGAAAAGCGGAUAGCACGUUUACAAAAGUACCUCGGGCUCCAUGAGGUGGUUAGAAUAGAAGGCAUGUUUCAGGACAUGAAGAUAGAGUUGGAGCUUGCUCGUAAAGCAAGUCAUAAUAACGAAGAAAUAGAAAAAGCUUUGGACCAGAUACUUGAAUUUUCAGAAUCUAGUAUUAUGGAUGUUGUAGGAAAAGUUCUAGAUUCCAGAGUGGCAGAAAAUAAAGAGGAGGUGGUGAAAGAGAUGGAUUUGUAUGAUGAGGAGAGUGCACUGAUGGAUGAUAUUCAAGAAUUAAUAUAUUCUUUAAGGAGUAAAUACUCAUCUGCUAGUGAGAGUGUCCCACUUGCAGGUGUUCCAGAACCAGAACAGGAAGAAGACCAGCUCUAUCCUGAAGAUGCUGCCAAAGAAGCUGAAGAUGACAGUGUUCCCUUCAGGAACCCAAAUGCCAUUGAUCAGAGUGAUGAGGUAUUUCUGCACCUUGAAGACAAGAGGACAGAGCUGGCCAUGGAAGAGGAUGAGCAAGGUGCUGCCAUCCCACCCAAGCAGGAAGAGGUCAGCCCUGCGGAUAGUGGAGAUGCUCAGGAAGGGAAUGACGAGGAAAGAUUUCAGCCAGCAGAUACUUCCUUUGAGUCACUUGAUUCCAAACAAAGCACCAAGGAAGAUAUUGUGGCAGGAGCCGCCGCYCGGGGAGCGCUCGGCGAGGCGCUGGCGGCGGCCACGGAGGAGCUGCGGCCGCUCGCCCAGCAGUUGAUUGCUACCCUGCCUGAGGAUAUCCGUCCUGGGCCUACUUUCCAUGGGCUUCCGUGGGAGCCUGUCAUCAUCACUGCCUUAGUGGGAAUUGCCACACUUGCUAUAAUCUUCUGGAGAACCUGCCUUUCCGUAAAGAGUAGAAUGUAUCAAGUGACUGAGAAGCAACUUGCUGAAAAGAUUAAAAACCUUCUACAAGAAAAAACAGAAAUCCUAGAAAAGAUAUCAGAGUAUGAUAAGAAGAUAAAGGAAGCAAAGGAAUCUGUGAAAGUUGCCCAAGAACAAAAAGACAUGGUAUCAGAUGAAGCUGCAGAACUUAAGGAUACUGUCAAAGGGCUGGAAGAAACAAAUCGUGUGCUGGAUGACAAAGUAAAAAGCCUGCACAAGUUGCUUGAAACAGAGAGAAAACAGAAUGAGAAGAAACAGAACAAGAUUUCCGAAGCCCAGAAGUCCCUGGAGAAACUUCAGGAAGUUAUCAGUGUGCAUUCUGUAGAGCUUUCAGAGGUGCAGAUCGCCCUCAAUGAAGCUAAGCUAAGCGAAGAAAAGGUGAAAUCUGAACUUCAUCAUGUGCAAGAAGAAAAUGCUAGGCUGAAAAAGAGCAAAGAGCAGCUACUGAAAGAAGCUGAAGGUUGGAGUGAAAGACAUAGUGAGCUCAGUGAGCAAAUUAAAUUGUAUCAGAAGUCUCAGAAAGACAUAGAAGAAGCUCUUGCCUACAAGGAAAACGAAAUUGAAGUUUUAACGAACUGCAUUAUGCAGCUGAAGCAGCUUGACAUUGCUCCCACCUCGGAGGCCACCAAGGAUGGGGAAGGGCAUGAAUGGCCUCCGGGAGACGACCUGGCCAACGGGGAGUUACCAGAUAAUGACAGUGAAAAGAUGAAGACUCAGAUUAAGCAGAUGAUGGAUGUCUCAAGGGUAAAAACUAUGUUAUCCAUAGUAGAAGAAGACAGAGAUCUUCUGCGGUCCAAACUGAGUGAUGAAGUAACAGCAAGGCAUGAGCUGGAAGAGCAAAUAAAGAAGCUGGAACACGACUCCUGUUCACUGCAGUCUGCCAAAGCUCGCCUGGAAAACGAAUGCAAAACGUUACAGCAGAAAGUGGAGAUUCUCAAUGAGCUUUACCAGCAGAAAGAGAUGGCGCUGCAGAAAAAACUGACGCAGGAAGAGUACGAGCGCCAGGAGAAGGAGCAGAAAUUGUCUGCUGCAGAUGAAAAAGCAGUGCUGGCCAUUGAAGAAGUGAAAGUUUACAAGCAAAGGAUUCAAGAUAUGGAAGAAGAAUUGCAGAAAACAGAGAGAUCUUACAAAAAUCAGAUUGCUGCUCAUGAGAAAAAGGCACAUGACAACUGGCUUAUUGCCCGCUCUGCUGAGAGAGCUUUGGCUGAAGAAAAGAGAGAAGCAGCCAACCUGAGGCAGAAAUUAAUAGAAGUGAACCAAAAAAUUGUCAUGCUUCAAAGACCAUUAAUUGUCAAGCCAACUCCAGGCAGACCUGAUCGUCAAAUCCCUCCACGAAGAGGGCCCUUAAGCCGAGAUGGCUCCUACGGCCCAUCACCUGUGAGUGGAGGAAAUCCUUCCCCCACGCAGAUGMUUGAAGUUCCUGGUCGUCCCCUUUCUGCUCCUCGAAGAGAAGGAUCAAGAGGUGAAUUYGGUGCAGUGGUUGAUGGCCCAGCUGUUCCACGGAGACCCCCAGAGCUAGCUGGAAGAAUGUCUGUUCCUGACCUGGGGCCUGCGGUAGCAUCCCUGAUCAGUCCUGCACCAAGGACCUCCUCCCCUUCUGCAGGAAUGGACGGAGUGCAGCCCUCUCCCAAAGAGUCUGAAGCCCCCUGUGUAACUACAGAUUCAUCUUCACCUAUUGAAGCAGCUACAGCUACUCUGGGUCCAAAAGGCCCCCCGUCUUUCCCUGGGACACCCAUCAUGACGUCCCCCGUGCUGGGACCUCCACCUCCGCUUCGAUACGGACCUCCACCGGCUCCUCUCCGCGGACACUUUGGACCCCGACCUCUUCCUGGGCCCCUAGUUCGUGGCCCUCCGUUGCCACCUCCGGCCGUACGAGACUUCCUGCCUGGUCCCCCCUUAGGAAUGAGAGACCUGCCUCCCGGCCCGCUACCGCCGCCGGACCCCAGAGCCUAUGGCCGGGGGCACCCCCCGUUCCCCGCCAUGGGGCCGCACGGCCCCAGGGAGUAUCCAAGAGAGGGUCCCCCGGGCCCACGGCUGCCCCCACCCGGCUCCAGGGACUAUCCCCCGCUUCAUCCCCGGGACUCGGCUCCUCCGGCACCCAGGGACUUCCCGGCAAACCCUCCUCCUCCUCCUGCAGCAGCUGCCAGCACCAAGGACUGCACACAGGCUCCAGCACCCAAACCUUAACUGCGGGGCUCUGGGACAGGCCCAGCGCGCUUCCUGCAGGCAGAACGCCGGGAAAACGCUGCUCCUCUCACGGAAGCAGUUUGUCCCAGUUCAGUCUCUUUCAGCUUUUGCAGGGUUAAUUUUUAUCCGAUCGCUACAGACAUCUUAUGUGCAUUUAUGAUCACCUGAAGCUCAUCCAUCCUCUUGGGCUGCAAGAAACUUUCUUGUGAUGGACUUGAACCUAAGUGCAAUAGAAAGGAAGUACCUGUGUGGCUAGUUUUAAUUAAAUGUAGCCUAUGUAACCAGUUGGGGGAAUGAACUAAUUUCGUGAAAAAUGUAAUUCAAAUCAUUUCCUGUGGAAAUAAUUUUUAAGUAAAAUGCUAUCUUACCUGCCUUCUCCAUCACAUCAUUCAGCUGCAGUUAUUGUAGACCAGGGGUUUACCU